AUGAAUACCCUCGACGACCAAGAGCGGCGACCUUUGCUAUCUCCCACGUCGUCUCGCUUAUCAUCGACGACUACGACCUCGGACAGCAAGCACCCGCUUUCUCAAGUAGAAGGGAUAGCUGAGGACAAUAUCGUCACCGGAGAUGUUUAUCCAACCCGCUCUGUGGAAGAUGAUGUGCUUCCAGAGACAUCGACACUCGGUCGAACAUUGACUUGGCAAAGUGCAUAUAUCCUCGUCAUCUCAAGAGUCAUAGGCAGCGGUAUCUUUGCCACCCCAGGCGCAAUUCUUCGCUCCGUCGGUAGCCCAGGCCUGUCACUGCUGCUCUGGUUCAUCGGUGCAGUCAUUGCUGGCUGUGGUCUAAUGGUUUCGCUCGAAUUCGGAUCGAUGCUGCCGCGAUCCGGAGGCGAUAAAGUUUAUUUGGAAUUUACGUAUCGACGACCACGCUUCCUCGCUUCAACACUCAUCGCCAUUCAUGCUGUUCUCUUGGGGUUUACAGCGAGCAAUUGUAUCGUCUUCAGCGAGUACUUGCUCUUUGCUCUUGGCGGCCAAAACCCCAGCGAUCUUCUCCGAAAGGGUCUUGCAAUUACACUGCUGACCACUGUCACGAUCAUUCAUGGAUGCUUCCCACGCUUCGGCGUCAAGCUGCAGAAUAUCCUUGGCUGGGUCAAAGUAGGCCUUGUUGUAUUCAUGAUCUUCUCCGGUAUUUAUGUCGUCUUGUUUCGACCAUCGACCGAUGCAGCACGAACCUCCGCGACCCUCUCAUGGGGAAAUCUCUGGGAGGACACGAACUGGAACUGGGGGGUUAUUGCGACGUCCCUUUUCAAAGUAUUUUACUCCUAUAACGGUCUCGACAACGCCAACUACGUUCUCAAUGAGGUGAAAGACCCAGUGCGGACGCUGCGAUCAGUUAUGAUGGCUGCUUUGACAACUGCUUGCGGGCUGUACGCCCUCAUCAACGUGGCGUACUUCCUCGUUGUACCCAUCGAGGACAUCAAAGAAAGCGGAGAGCUCAUAGCGGCUCUCUACUUUACAAGGAUCUUCGGCGAAGGACUUGGCAAAACAGUUCUUCCUCUAGCUGUUGCUUUGAGCGCUGGAGCCAACGUUCUCGUCGUUGCCUUCUCUGCAGCUCGUACCAAACAGGAGAUUGCCAGGCAAGGUUUCCUGCCGUUUUCUGACAUACUCUCUUCGACAAGGCCGUUUAACUCACCCUUAGGCGGAUUACUGGUUCACUAUAUCCCAUCGUUGCUCGUCAUUGCUCUUCCCCCGACAGGGGAAGUCUAUUCCUUUAUACUCGAAGUUGAAGGAUAUCCUGGGCAGUUUCUUGCGUUGGCUGUUGGGUUUGGACUUUUGUGGCUACGAGCGAAGCGACCUGAUCUCAAGAGGCCUUUCAAAGCAUGGAUCCCGGCAGUCUUGUUGCGGAUCGGGUUGAGUUUGGCUCUUCUAGCUGCACCAUUUUUUCCGCCCGACACCAAGCCGGUAAACGGAUUGUUUCAUGCGACUUACGCAGUUGUUGGGGCCAGCAUUCUUGGUGCUGGGGUCGUUUACUGGUAUUUCUGGAUAGUUCUUAUCCCCAAACUGCGCGGGUACAAGAUUGAAGAAUGCGAAGAGACUCUGAAGGAUGCUAUAACGAUAAACCAACAGGACAAGACCCCUUAA
Molecule: messenger RNA, 1656 nt
Organism: Colletotrichum higginsianum IMI 349063
Lineage: Eukaryota; Fungi; Ascomycota; Sordariomycetes; Glomerellales; Glomerellaceae
Product: Methionine permease
Exons: 4
Coding region: 1-1656 (551 amino acids)
Biological process (GO): amino acid transmembrane transport
Cellular component (GO): membrane
Molecular function (GO): L-amino acid transmembrane transporter activity
Source: RefSeq, a predicted model, not a curated record